This is a messenger RNA of Gaeumannomyces tritici R3-111a-1, 864 nucleotides long. RefSeq lists its product as hypothetical. The annotation marks the transcript as partial. Lineage: Eukaryota; Fungi; Ascomycota; Sordariomycetes; Magnaporthales; Magnaporthaceae. The record is from RefSeq and is a predicted model, not a curated record. The transcript has a single exon.
AUGGUCGAAAACUGGAGGUGGAAGUGGGAGCAUCGAGACGACGAUGAUGAUACCAUCACAAAGCAAAGGCAAAAUGCCAUUCUCCGCGCCCUUCGCCUACGCCAAAACCUACGUCGCGGGGAUUGGGUUCCACCUCUCCCGCGCAGUCACCUCGGGCCCGAUGCGUCCGCUGCCGAAGCCGACUCUUUCCUCAUAUCCAGGCCCUGGUUCAUCUUUCGUCUUGAGCUUCAGGAAGAAUACACGAAAUUGCACCGUAUCCCCAAGCCAGAUCCCAGAUACUGGGAAACGAUCAAAUGGGAGCAUAAGCAGCGCUGGGAACAGUACGAAAAGUACCGUUGUGUUGUGGGCGAGGCGCCCUGCCAUUGGAAGUGGCGGCACGAGUCUCGUUCCCCAGAGCCCGAGCACCUGCUACCCAUCGUGCCGAUGGGCUUGCCGCCGCCGAGCCCGGCUAUCUCGUACACCUCUUCCGAAAACGACGAGUUAGAUACUAUCGAUCUCUCCACAACCGAGCAACCCGACGGGUAUUGGACCCAAAAGGGUUCCAUGGGUAUGGUUGGGCAGUGCCAGAACCCUGCGGAGUUUUCAGGGGCACCCUCUCCCACCCCACCCCCCCGGUCCCCCCGCACACGACUUGAGCAGCUUGGGCCAAUGCCGCCCUGCGAUGACGGGUUCGGUUCCCUUGCGGAUUGGUGGAAGGAGAAGCAAGAAAUAGACGAUGCCCUCCGAGCACCGCAGGCAGGCCGGGCGGAGCGAGUCGAGCAAAAGCCUAUGCUGGAGGAUCCGGAAGCCAUGCCACACCAAAAAGAUCUCAUCGAGGGCCUACAACGCACCGACCAAAGAGACAAGAAUGGCGCCGGCGAUUGU